Messenger RNA from Tachysurus fulvidraco (yellow catfish), 1495 nucleotides. RefSeq lists its product as uncharacterized. Lineage: Eukaryota; Metazoa; Chordata; Actinopteri; Siluriformes; Bagridae. Bases 117 to 1037 code for a protein of 306 amino acids. The record is from RefSeq and is a predicted model, not a curated record. The transcript is spliced from 9 exons.
UACGCACAUACUGUACACACACACAAACACACACACAAACACAUGCACACAGACACGGCAGAGUUAACAGUGCGGAUGAUGGUGGAUGUCAACGUAGGAUUCUGAACACUUUUAUCAUGCCACACAAACUCGCUCUCUUCUGCCUGUUUGCUCUUCAAUCCGUUUCUCUCUCGAGUAUCAUUCAGCUUCCUGCAGUAGUGAAGGUGUUUCGUGGUGAAACCGUCUCACUGACCUGUGAUACAGUGGAGUUUUUUUCAGUAUGUGAUUCAGUCAUCUGGCUUAAAGUGGAUCAUAGAAGUGGAGAGAUGAGCACGGCUCCUGCUGUUCACACUAAUCAGAUCCGGAGUCUGUGCACAGGAUUCAUCUAUAACACGAGUGCGGCCGACGCGGGCGUUUAUUACUGCUCCGUAAAACAUAGCUUCAUCUCCUACAUGGGCAAUGGCUCCACCGUCAUCGUUACAGAACGUCAUUCUCGUCCCAUCGUGAUGCCGUACACUUCAGACCCCGGUGCCGGACCCUCAGUCUCUCUACAGUGUGUGGUGACGGGGGUCGUCCCGGCUGAAGUGAGCGUUUUCUGGGUCGUAGGUGAAUCAGAGAUGACCGGGUGGACGGAGACGGGGUGGACACGCACCAACCACUCGGCUGAAGAAUACACACGCGCUCGUAUCAGCGUUUCCUCCGAGAUCUGGAUGAAGGCUCAGAACGUGGCGUGUGUGGUGGAGGUGGAAGGCAGACGAGUCUCUAAGUCCUUCAAAAAAAGUUCCUGGCAGCUAUGUUCCUGGGUGAUGUAUUUGUGCUCUGCUGUUGCCCUCAUUGUCGUUAUCGUGUUUAUCGUCACUCUUGCUUUCUUAAAGUGGCCAGGACGGUGUUGCGUCCGUACGAGAUCAACCGAAUCUCGCUUCAAUCAACAAAACGGAGGCAGGAGGAGGACAGAGAGAUUCUCCACAACGGAAGUGCAGUACGCAUGUGUGGACCUGAUCAGUAAUGGGCAACGAGGAAGCACCACUUUAAACAGGAACGUGGAAUUAUCUGAAUAAUUUUGCACCAGGCUCGUUCAGGCUCAGAAUGCAGGUAUGGCCUCGUCUUACUUGCAACAGCAAAAACCUCAACAACAAAAGAAAAAAAUAUAGACAAAUGUCACAAAUAAGGUCCAUGAAACCACAGUGAGCUGAAAGCGAGAGUAUGUGAUGUCUCCUGUACACUUCAGCUACGCUCCCAUGAGUCCUGUGUGGUUAGAACAAAGCGAGAUGCAACGCCUCGCAUCAAAGAAGGGGGAGAAGGUCCUCUCAACGGACACCGGCAUGCACCUGCAUAAUACACACACAAACACACAUAUACAGUUAACAUAUGAUCAAAUGUAGUGGCUAAAAUGCAAGACGGCUUUUCCUGUUAGACAAAACCACACACUGUCUUACACGGUCGUCUCCUAUUUAUUUUAUUUUUCCAAAAAAAAAAAAAUUUUUAUUGAAAAUGUUCUUUAGUUGUGUCAGAUAGA